This is a messenger RNA of Sander lucioperca (pikeperch), 2064 nucleotides long. It is a transcript of the gene ddo, whose product is annotated as D-aspartate oxidase. The transcript is spliced from 5 exons. Gene Ontology annotation, molecular function: D-amino-acid oxidase activity; FAD binding. The record is from RefSeq and is a predicted model, not a curated record. The coding region runs from base 289 to 1305 and encodes 338 amino acids. NCBI's taxonomy places the organism in Eukaryota, Metazoa, Chordata, Actinopteri, Perciformes, Percidae.
CAGGUUACAUAUAUUUUACUUCUGGUGAAUAUAAUCCAUUACUAGUUUUCAUAUGUACGUUGUAUUAACAUCUUAUUUUGAAAACCGGAAGUAGUCCAAUGUGCAUCAUCUCGCCAACUUCGCUACUCGAUCUGGGCCGUUUGAAUGCAUUUACCACGCGUGCCGGAAUAAGAGCGCAUUACAAGUUUAGUGUCGGCUGAUUUGACCACGGAGAUCCGAGUGUCGGCUGGCUUGACCGCAGUAACUUAGUGCAUGGUUUCUACAAUUUGAGAAGCAGGCCUGUCCAGGAUGAAAAGUGUUCGAGUCGUGGUGGUGGGAGCAGGUGUGAUCGGCUUCUCCACUGCGGUCUGCAUCGCCGAGGCUCUUCCUUUCUGCUCCGUUACUCUGCUGGCUGAGAAGUUCAGCCCAGACACCACCAGUGAUGGAGCUGCUGGGAUCCUGUUUGCAGCAGAGUUUCCAGAUAUUCCCAUGGAAAGACAAAAACGCUGGUUCAAGUACAGCUUUAAUCACCUGUUGGCCAUUGCUCAAUCCAAACACUCACCGGAAGCUGGAGUAAUGCUGACCUCUGGCUGGCAAAUUUUCAGGGACAUUCCAGCUGAUAAGAAGCCCUUCUGGUCAGAGUUUGUGAUCGGCUUUCGAGUCAUGACUGACAGUGAAUUAAAAAGAUUUCCAGAUCACACGUUUGGCCAGGCGUUCACCACCAUAAAAUGUGAAUGUUCCAGCUACCUGCCGUGGCUCGAGAAGAGUUUCAGAAAAGCUGGAGGCCAAGUGGAACAGAGGAAACUCGACAGUCUUGAGGAAUUAAUCAACAGCUAUGACAUCAUUGUCAACUGCUCUGGUCUGGGCUCCAAAACACUGGUGGGUGACAACAAGGUGUACCCGGUCAGAGGCCAGGUCCUCAAGGUGGAGGCCCCCUGGCUGAAGCACUUCAUCAGAGAUGGAGACGGAAAGACCUACAUCUACCCCGGCAUACACAGCGUCACUGUGGGUGGCACCAGGCAGGAGGGGGACUGGCGACUACAAGCGGACGAAGGGGACACAAAAGGCAUCCUGGAGCGCUGCAGCGAGCUGGAGCUGUCCAUCAGCAAAGCUAAAGUUCUCAGCGAGUGGGUGGGUCUGAGGCCGAGCAGGAGGAACCCGAGGGUGGAGAAGGAGCUGGUGUGGCUGCAGGGUCGCAGGAUGCCUGUGGUCCACAACUACGGCCACGGAGGCUGGGGAGUCACCCUCGCCUGGGGUACUGCCCUGGAAGCACUGGGGCUGGUCAGGCAGUGUCUUCAUGAAACGCCGCUACAGGCUAAUCUUUGAACUCAGUCUGCCACUAAAUCCUACUUUUACUGCCUAUAACACUUACCUUACAAUAAUAACACAGGGUAAAAUGGAUGUAAAAAUCAUACAUUUUGAUUAACAAUUGUUGGGACUGGUAAUGAAAGAAUGUUAUAACAAAUACUGAUUUUUAAAUUAGGCCUACUAAAAAAAUUAAACUGCCUUUGAGUGAAGAGAUCUGCUGUCAGAGAGAUGAACUUAAUUCAAACAUACCAACAUUACAUUAUGUGUAAGUAGAACAUUAAUUAAAAGCCUUGUUAGCAUUUUCACAAUAUAAAUAUAUAUAUAUAUAAAAGAAACCUUUAUUACUUAAAUUAAUGAACAGGAAAAUACUGUAAUAGUUUACUGAGGUGAAAUAAACAGCUCAUGUUAACAUCUAAGGCAAAUGCUGGGUGGAAUGCAACUGUUCAACCGAUAAAUUGCUAAACUGUCUGUCAUCACUGUGUAAAUUAUACCUCUGUGCAUUAAAACUGCUGAUAGUUUACUGUAUCAACCAUAGAUAUUACAUUAUGAUAUCUUAAUAUUUUCAAGUGCUUCAUUAAUUGCUAUCACUACUUGCAGUUGAAUUACAUGGAUAUCAACUUUUUUUCCCCCACAAAGUACUGUAUAUAUACAGUCAAUCCAACUAAUAUACACUUAAAACAGUUUGGAAAUGUUGAGUUACAGUAAAUCAAGCAAUGAAUCAUUUAUUAACAAAGGCUUUGUUUGAUGCAAAAUAAACGGCCGGUCGAUGCUUCUUGU